Messenger RNA from Trichomycterus rosablanca, 3556 nucleotides. It is a transcript of the gene ifi44g, whose product is annotated as interferon induced protein 44g. The record is from RefSeq and is a predicted model, not a curated record. Gene Ontology annotation, biological process: immune response. The transcript has 8 exons. Bases 198 to 1277 code for a protein of 359 amino acids. NCBI's taxonomy places the organism in Eukaryota, Metazoa, Chordata, Actinopteri, Siluriformes, Trichomycteridae.
UAAAGUUAAGUUAUCUCAUGCCUGAUCCUGUUUUUUGGUCCUGUUUUCUCUGGUGUUUUACAGAUAAAUGCAUCAGUUACCAGUGUGAAGUGGUUUAAGGAAAUGAAUGAUGGAUUUAAACCUCUUGUUUGCGUUUAUUAGCUGUACUAUUUCUUGCUGUGCAGGUCCUUAUAUUUCUAGACGAGUAAGAGUUCAUCAUGGCAAACAACUCACCAUUCACAAUUACAGCGUUUGGAUCCGUAAAAGCAGCGGAUGCUUUUGGAACUAAGAAAGAAUCCAAUGAGCCGCUCCAGACCUCCAUUCCUCGUUUCACUUUGGGAUCAGGAUUUACAGUCCCAGCCGACAAAAGUCCUGAGUCAGAACGCGGCAGCCCAGAAGUGGUAUCUCAAGGUAAAAAGGAAAAUAAAGUUCUGUGGGGUCUGAAACUGCUGGGUAGCCCGUGGAGGGCGGGGACCUGGACUCCAGCUGCCAAAGAGGAACUGAUGGAGAGGAUUAAAUCGUACAAACCGGCCUGUGACGGCGUAACCGAGGCCAGAGUGCUGCUGCUGGGUCCGGUCGGGGCCGGAAAGUCCAGCUUCAUCAGUUCGGUGCAGUCGGCCUUUUCUGGACGCGUCCUGAACCGAGCCAUGGUGGGCUCGUCCACUUCCUCAAGCUUUACAAAGAAGCUGCAGUCGUUCACUAUCAGGUCGAGCGCUGAGGGAUCAGACUGCACCUCUCUGGUUCUGUGUGACACCAUGGGUAUCGGACAGGGCAACGCUACAGGACUGAGCAUUUAUGACGCCCUGUGUGUUAUUAAAGGACACGUCCCGGAGGGUCAUCAGUUCUGUGCAGAGGAGCCGGUCAGAUCUGAAACUGUGGGCUUCAUAAGGAAACCAAGCCUGAAGGACAAGAUUCACUGCGUGGUGUUUGUGGUGGAUGCAAACAAGAUCCACUCGUACCCUCACACACUGAGCUCUACGUUCCAGCAGCUCCGAGAGCACAUCAGCAAACUGGGUGUGCAUCAGGUGGCUUUGCUGACUCACGUGGACGAAGUGUGUUCUGAGACGAGCCGAGACGUCAGCAACGUGUACAGGAGCCCCAACAUUCUGCAACUGAUGACAAAGGCCGGGACGCUGCUGGGCAUGGCGACUUCCUACAUCGUACCGGUGAGGAACUACUCGUCUCAGUUGGAGCUGAACGAGAACAUGGACAUCUUACUGCUCGGUGCCGUCGAUCACAUCCUCCAGUACGUCAACCUGCACUUCCAGGACAGCGCUGCUGAAAAUAAAGCCGCCUAAAGUGGUUCAGAAGUAAACAAGGGUGACAAUUUCAAGAAAAACCAAGAAGAGCUGCGCGGAUUUGCGAUGAUUCUCAAGCUGUAAUACCAGCACCAUUAGUGGCAUAUAAAACACCCCCAGAGGGUUUGCCAAACAAGAGUGGGAAAUGUGCUGCAUGCAUGAAAAAGAAUACAUUAAAUAUAUAAGAUGUCACUUAUAAAAUCUUUAUAAAAAUAUAUAGACUAAGAGGUAGAGUUUGUUGGUUUUGCUCUAAUCAGGUGAUACUUGGUCCAUCAUUCAGUGAUACUUGAAGUUCAUCAUUCAGCACCGUAACGUUCUCUUAGUGUGUGCAAACACACAUACAACCAAAAACAUGAAACAUGAGCCAGUGACCAAAGCGCCUGUAAUUUGUUCCCCAAUUAUGAAAAUUCGUUUUUGCUCUUUAUAAAAUGACUGUCACUUGCCAGCUUGAUCCAUAGUCAUGGUCAACUGACGUCAAUUGAUAAAAUUUAUUGUUAUUAUUAUUAUUAAUAUUAUUAUUAUGCAAAACAACUUGACCAGAAGCAUCUGUCCUUGUUAUGUUUCUCCACUUCUUGGUUCAGGUUUUACUUUAAUUUGUUAAUGUCUUAUUAAAAAUUAGCAUUAAUUUUUUAUAUGAAUCUUUAUUAAUUUUGAGGUGUUCUCUACAGUGUGUUUUUUUCUAUACCAUGUGCUAACCUUUAACAUCAGCAUGGUCUAAUUAUGCAUUUGUAAACUGCAUUAGCCCACUACUGCUGGGAUCAAGGUUUUGAAUCCUUAGCAGUGCAAUCAACCGGCUGGCAGGCCGGUGUUUACAUACAGAGCCAGAAUUGUUUACAGUUAAAUAAGGACAAAACAGAGUUUGUGGUGUUUGGCAGCAAAGAAAAGAGGUCUAGUGUCAGUGAGCGCCUCAGUUCCCGGGCUCUAAAAACCAAAGACCAAGUCCGAAAUCUUGGCGUUCUAAUAGACUCAGAUCUUACAUUCACCAGCCAUAUUAAAACCAUCACCAAAACAGCCUUCUACCAUCUUCGAAAUAUAGCCAAAAUCAAGGGUCUAGUGUGCCAACAAGACCUAGAGAAGCUGAUCCAUGCUUUUAUCUCCAGUAGGGUGGACUAUUGUAAUGGUCUCUUAACUGGACUUCCCAAAAAGACCAUUAAACAGUUACAGCUCAUUCAGAACGCUGCUGCUAGAGUUUUAACUAAGACGAAGAGAACUGAGCACAUCACUCCAGUUCUAAAAUCUCUACACUGGCUUCCGGUUAGUUACAGAAUAGAAUUUAAAGUGCUGCUACUGGUCUAUAAAUCACUGAAUGGGUUCGGCCCGGAAUACAUCUCAGAUAUGUUUAGAGAAUAUAAACCUAGUAGAUCUCUUAGAUCCAUGGACUCAGGUCAGCUAGUUGAGCUCAGAGUCCAAACUAAACAUGGUGAAGCAGCAUUUAGCUGUUGGGCUGCAUAUAACUGGAACAGACUGCAGGAGAUAUUAUAUGUUCCGCAAAUGUAGAAAUGUUUAAAUCCAGGUUAAAAACUUUUCUUUUUUCUUGUGCCUAUGAUUGAGCUCGAAAUUUUUGCUAUUACCAUAUUUCUUUUAGUUUUUCAUGCUUUUAAUAAUUAUUUUUAUAUAUUUGUAGGGUAUAUUUUACAAUAUUUUCUUUUAAUUUUUCAUGUUCUUAAUUUUUAUCUCUCUUGUUUGAAUUUCAUGUUGUCUUAAUUGUAACUAAAUGUUUGCAAGAAGUCUUUCUGAGGUUCUAGAUCUCAGGAAUGUUUUAAUGCUUUUAAUUUUUCCUUAUGUAAAGCACUUUGAAUUGCCACUGUGUAUGAAAGGUGCUAUACAAAUAAACUUGCCUUGCCUACAGAGGCCCUGCAAUGGAUUGGUGUCCUGCCCAGGGUGUCAUUGGUGUCAUUGAACCAGGUGAUUUUGAAGAAAUCAGAUUCAAGAAGAAAACAAAAUUCUAGUAGUACUAGUCCAACUUUCUAGGUAUUAACAUAACAUGGCUUACUGUUUCAUCUUUGGCUACUUGCAGAUUUAUAAAUGAGUUCUGUUUUUACCAGCAUCAUUUCAUCUUUCAUCUUUCUUAAUUUAAAAGCAUUUAGGGUCCUAAAUCUAUUUCUCUGCACUACUGAAGUUAAAAGUUUAUCUACUAUUUUAAUGAUUUUGAUAUAACUGCGACUGUUUCUAUGACUAAAUGAUUGUAACUUUUUUUUUAAAGUUUAUUAAAAACAAAUCUGCUGGCGGGCUUUUUCUGGAGAUAAUGUAUUUACAUAUUUUAGUAUAUUAUAAAUAAA